CUUGUCCGGCGACCGCGGGAUUUCCGAUGCGUGUCGUGAGUUCUGCACACGAGUGUCUUCGGUGAAGGAGCUCUUAGCUGCAGACCUGACACGACAUCACAUUUCUGCUAGGCAUAAGCCUGUACCUUGUUCCAGCUGGCGUGGCCUCCAUGAUAUUCUGGAUGGAGUGGACGCUAAGAAUGUCACUGGAGAAACGCCAGGUUUUGAAGAAGAAACAAUGCACCCAGAUGAAGUUCACUUCAACCGCAAUAAGAGAAUACGAGAACGAGGACUGCUCAACGGUAUACAACUACGCGGGACACACCACGGGACAAAAUGGAGCAGUGACAAGAAGAAUGGCACAGCUAGUGUCUCGCGACUGACAGUAAAUGGAGGGCUUGUAGAUGUUGGAGAUGUUAGUACUGUCAGCUACUACAACAGCACGAGUUCUUCUGCAACAUCACGGUCAACAACAGCUACAGCUAGAACCCCAUUGAUGACAGCAAAACUCUCUUCCUCUUACGCAACACACUAUACCAAUGCAAACACUACUGGUAGAAAUGGUGCUUCUUCAUCUCUCGAACUCGAUAGUAGUACUCAGCCGAACCCCUUGUUGCGACCUGGCCAUUUAGUACACCUAAAUAAACCUGCAGCAGCUGCAAGGGCACCAACCUCCGAUAAGCAUAGGAAUGAAACAUUUUUGCGAAUGGCAUUAGCAGAAGCCACGCAACGUGCUGCUGCAGAGUUGUACAGCAGGGAUAUUCAUCACGAAGAUAGGAGACCUAGCAGAGAAGGAAUAGAGAUAGACGAAGAAGAAGGAGAUGAUACUGGUAGGUGUACUACAGAAACUGACAGAAAGAAGUCGUGCCUUGAUAAUUCGAACAAGAAUGAGAAUGACGCCGAAAUAAACGUAAAAACGAACAAAAGCGUGGAUGACCAGGAGCCACGAAGCCCACACCCACUCGACGCAACUUCUUCACCUUCUCCGAAAUCCUCUACCACCUCCUCUCCAAGUCCAAACAACAAACGUCAAGGGAAAGGUCCAUUCACCCUGACUCUCACUUCUUCUCCAGCCGAUUGGGUUUGUUUUCAGAUUCAACGAAUCAAAUGGCAGGAUCCUGACUUGCUAGAAUUGGAUUUGUCUCAUAUCCAAUUUCCGGAAAACGAACCCUUGCUGUUGCCUACGUUGCUGGAAGCAUUGAAGGAACAACAUGAUCAAGGAGCAGGAGGUGGUCCGCUUGUUCAGGGCGAACGGAGCAGUUUACGUCUGCUUUCGCUCCGUGGAUGCCAACUAGGCCGUUUUUCCAGCCGCGGGAUCAAGAAAGCGUUUCUGGAAAUGCUGGAGGAAAAUGAGACUUUGGAAUGCCUCGAUUUGGAGAGCAACUCUCUGUCUCCGGAUUUCCUUAUCGGAAUAGCGGAAGCUUUGUAUAGCAAUGAGACAUUGCGGGAGCUAAAGCUGUCGGGCAACGGUGCAGGGAUCAAUGGCUCGGCAGAUACGGGGAAUAGAGCUGUUGUGUUAUGGUCGCAAGGUGCUUGAUUGUGUAUUUUUCUUCUAGUAGCGAGCGACUGACUGGUGUUGAAAUAUGAGAGUCUCGUUACUGACUGAAAUUUUUUUCGUUGCUGACUGAAAUAAAGGAAAGUUGUCUUGACUACAAAUUCCUCUUUUUUCAGUACCUUCUCCCUUAAAUUUUCACUUAACAUACGUCUCUGUCGUUUAUCCCAAACAGCGUUGUCUCAACCUCAACUAGUUAUCCCAGUUUUACAGUACUAACUACACGCACCAGAUGAUGAAGUCCCCUCUCCUCGUUCUCUUCUACCCCGUAGGUUGUAUCUUUCGUCGCUUUCAUACCCUCAAGCCUUCGCACACCUCCUAGAGGAGAAUUGGACGUUGAUCAGACUCGGCUUGGACGUGACCGACCCCACCUGUCGGCACAAGAUAGACCGUGCGCAGAUGAGAAACUUGGUUGAAUGGAAGAAGAACAAUGGAGGAAGAGCUUCUUGAUCCGGAGGUUGGGAUGUAGUAACUUUGUGUCCUCGGAAAAAAACAUAUCAUGAUACAUUUAUUCUAUUCUAUUGGGGAAAUUUUCUUGCCCAAGCUACUGAAUUUAUCGCAUAUUAAGCAUAGGUUUAGGUCGUCAUCAACAAUAAACACGAAUCACUAAGUGUGAUUUCUAUUUCAUAAGUAGAGGUCAUAGUUUUCUUCCAGCUCCUGCGCAUAAAGCACACCGUGGAUGGUUAUCAUGAUCAUAUUUAGGGGUACUUAAUCAAUUUGGACUUGUUUUGAACUGCUCGCUUGAUUUUUUCACAGCUUGGUUGAUUGAAAUUCAGUGAAGCCUUGAUGUUUCCGCAUCGUACAGUGCGUUGCUAUCUGACAAUCAAACGAUAUAAUUCUGAUGUGUCUGUGUGACAAAUUUUCCAUCCCUUUUUGGCUCACAAGAUGAGACUAUGCACACGCCGGAUGCCUGUAUUGCAAUGUCUUGUUGUUUGUUUCGACGAUGAAAAACUACAUUUCCUGCAGUACUACCAGCCUGAUAUGAUUAGCUUCUGCUGAUCCACCUUCCAGUUCCAUAUGUAUCAAUUUUGUUGUCUCUACAUGUAGAAGUACAGUGUCAGUGCCGCAGUACCGUGAUGAUGUCCAUGUGCUGAAGAUUCUUGUUCCAUUCUUCUCUUCUUGCAUGAGAAGAAGAC
Molecule: messenger RNA, 2667 nt
Organism: Amoebophrya sp. A25
Lineage: Eukaryota; Dinophyceae; Syndiniales; Amoebophryaceae
Source: the annotation of a GenBank genome assembly